CUCCUCACGACUGCUUUAUAUACCGCUGUGAUACCCCCCUCUCCUCCCCCCUCCUCCUCCUUUCCAUUCAACCUCAUCCUCCCCCUCCACCCACAAUGUCCGUCCAGACCGUCUCUCUCACCCCCUUCACCGACCAGAAGCCUGGCACCUCUGGCCUCCGCAAGAAGGUCAAGGUCUUCCAGCAGCCCCACUACUCCGAGUCCUUCGUCACCAGCAUCCUCCUCUCCAUCCCCGAGGGCGCUCAGGACGCCUUCCUCGUCAUCGGUGGUGAUGGCCGCUACUACAACACCGAGGUGAUCUCCAAGAUCGCCAAGAUCGGCGCCGCCUACGGUGUCAAGAAGCUGCUGGUCGGCCAGAAUGGCAUCCUCAGCACCCCCGCCGCCAGCAACCUCAUCCGCAUCCGCAAGGCCACCGGUGGUAUCCUGCUGACUGCCAGUCACAACCCGGGUGGUCCCGACAAUGACUUCGGCAUCAAGUACAACCUGGCCAACGGCGCCCCCGCCCCCGAGUCCGUCACCAACAAGAUCUUCGAAGCCUCCAAGUCCCUCACCUCCUACAACUACGUCGACAUCCCCGACGUCGACACCACCACCAUUGGCACCAAGACCUACGGCCCCAUCGAGGUCGAGGUUGUCCACUCCACCACCGACUACGUGACCAUGCUGAAGGAGAUCUUCGACUUCGACCUGAUCCGCGACUUCCUCAACACCCACAAGGACUUCAAGGUGCUGUUCGACGGCAUGCACGGUGUCACGGGCCCCUACGGCGUGGACAUCUUCGUCAACGAGCUGGGCCUGCCCAGCAGCAGCACCAUGAACUGCGAGCCCAAGCCCGACUUCGGCGGCGGCCACCCGGACCCCAACCUCGUGUACGCGCACGAGCUGGUUGAGGCCGUCGACAAGAACGGCAUCCACUUCGGCGCGGCCAGCGACGGGGACGGUGACCGCAACAUGAUCUACGGCGCCAACACCUUCGUGUCGCCCGGUGACAGUCUGGCGAUCAUCGCCCACCACGCCAAGCUGAUCCCCUACUUCCAGAAGCAGGGCGUCUACGGCCUGGCCCGCUCCAUGCCCACGUCGGGCGCCGUCGACCGCGUCGCCGCGGCCCAGGGCCUGCAGAGCUACGAGGUGCCCACGGGCUGGAAGUUCUUCUGCAACCUGUUCGACAACCAGAAGAUCUCGAUCUGCGGUGAGGAGAGCUUCGGCACGGGCAGCAACCACAUCCGCGAGAAGGACGGCCUGUGGGCCGUGGUGGCGUGGCUGAACGUCAUCGCGGGCGUCGCCAAGCAGAAGCCCAGCGAGACGCCCAGCAUCGCGUCCAUCCAGAACGAGUUCUGGCAGACCUACGGCCGCACGUUCUUCACGCGCUACGACUACGAGAACGUCGACAGCGACGGCGCCAACAAGGUCAUCGCCACCCUGUCCGAGCAGGUCGACAAGAAGGACUCCUUCGUCGGCUCCACCGUCUCCGGCCGCAAGGUCGUCGACGUCGGCAACUUCGCCUACACUGACCUCGACGGCAGCGUCACCAAGAACCAGGGCCUGUACGUCAAGUUCGACGACGGCAGCCGCAUCGUCGCCCGUCUGUCCGGUACCGGCAGCAGCGGCGCCACCAUCCGUCUGUACAUCGAGAAGUACGAGAGCGAUGCCAGCAAGUUCGCCCUCUCCUCCGACGAGUACCUCAAGGACAAUGUUGCCCUGGCCAUGUCCCUCCUCAAGUUCAAGGAGUACAUUGGCCGUGAGGAGCCGGAUGUCCGCACGUAAAUGAGAAUAUCGAACCCGCAUGAACAUAGUAGCUGUACCGAGUGCAGUGCAUACAUAUAUCAUUCCUGAAAAUGCAUCUAAUCAUUCCCUUAUU
Aspergillus heteromorphus CBS 117.55 is the source of this 1857-nucleotide messenger RNA. It is a transcript of the gene pgmA, whose product is annotated as phosphoglucomutase PGM2. Gene Ontology annotation, molecular function: magnesium ion binding; phosphoglucomutase activity. The transcript is spliced from 3 exons. Lineage: Eukaryota; Fungi; Ascomycota; Eurotiomycetes; Eurotiales; Aspergillaceae. The record is from RefSeq and is a predicted model, not a curated record. Bases 96 to 1763 code for a protein of 555 amino acids. Gene Ontology annotation, cellular component: cytosol. Gene Ontology annotation, biological process: carbohydrate metabolic process.